UGAACUCGUAGCCGGCAAUCAUGAUCGAGUGUUUUCUCCGGCGAUAUUUGCAGCUUCAGGGAUACGCCUUUGGCAUCGGUGCCAUUCUCGGGGUAGUCAUCUUCGAAUGGAUCACCCAGGAUUACGACGCCAAUCGGGUGGAUUAUUUACAAUUCAGCGCAAAUACUUACACAGAACUACGCUACGUGGGAAUUUGGCGCUACUUGUUUCACCUCUGUUGGAUUCUGGUUAGCUGCCUGCUGAUAGUCGGAGUUUUUUGGCACAAGAGUCUACUUUUGUACCCAUUUCUACUGAUGUACUGUGUGGAUUUGUACUUUCUUUUUAUGCGGGACGUGCAACUUUUUUACGCCUCCGAGAAUCUUGAACCGUUCCGAGUAGUGAUCGAUCCUGUCAUAAUAUUCAUCAUCAUUUAUGGUCUUGUGCAUGUGCUGGUAACGCUGAUUGCACUGCACAAACUUUUUCGGCACAACUCCCGGAAAGCCAACCAAAACAACAAACAUUGUACAGAUCGAGGGGAAUAUUAUCGGCCUGAUUCGUUGAGUAGAUACUAUUGAAGAAGUACCUAGUUUGUUCUAAGCAAAAGGUUUAAAUUUGCAAAAGAAGUCUUAUUUUUAUUCGUGCGUACACGAAAAAAUAUAAGUGCAGUUAAAUUUGAGCAUGGUGUGGUAUUAAGUUUUAAAAGAUAAUGAACGAUUGUGGACUUGAUAAAAUGAGCUUUCUACUUCGUAGAUACCUUAUUUUUAGUUUUUAUUCAUA
Messenger RNA from Uranotaenia lowii, 756 nucleotides. RefSeq lists its product as uncharacterized. Lineage: Eukaryota; Metazoa; Arthropoda; Insecta; Diptera; Culicidae. The record is from RefSeq and is a predicted model, not a curated record. Bases 21 to 554 code for a protein of 177 amino acids. The transcript has 3 exons.